Eurytemora carolleeae is the source of this 396-nucleotide messenger RNA. Its product is annotated as SAP30-binding protein. Bases 1 to 396 code for a protein of 131 amino acids. The record is from RefSeq and is a predicted model, not a curated record. Gene Ontology annotation, cellular component: nucleus. The transcript has 4 exons. NCBI's taxonomy places the organism in Eukaryota, Metazoa, Arthropoda, Copepoda, Calanoida, Temoridae. Gene Ontology annotation, biological process: regulation of DNA-templated transcription.
AUGUGGAAGAGAAAAAUUGAAGAGAAAACAGAUUUAAAUUUUAUGAUUCAAAAUAAGAAAGCUUUUAGAAAUCCGAGCAUUUACGAGAAACUUAUUCUUCAUCUCAACAUUGACGAAUUAGGCACAAACUUCCCUCCUGAGUUAUAUGACGGUCAUCUGUUUGGAAAAGAAUCCUACUACGACGAACUGUCUAAGAGUCAGAGAGCUGAAAUGGACAAGAGAGAAAAGGCUGCCGAAGCGAAGAAGAAAAUGGGAGAUGCCAAAAUAAAAGAUGCUUUGAAUACACUACAGCAGAGAAAAUCUAAAUGGGAUCAAGCUUCGAGUGGACCUGGAGUAGGAGUAAACCCUGCCCUAGCUAAAGUUAUCCCAGCCUUCGGAAGUUUAAAGAAGAAAUAG